Molecule: messenger RNA, 1071 nt
Organism: Eutrema salsugineum
Lineage: Eukaryota; Viridiplantae; Streptophyta; Magnoliopsida; Brassicales; Brassicaceae
Exons: 3
Coding region: 1-1071 (356 amino acids)
Source: RefSeq, a predicted model, not a curated record
AUGGAGGCCUCUGAAUUUCCGCAAAGAUUGUACACUAAAGGCGGUGAACCACUCCCAGACAAAAGCAUCAGCUAUUAUGCUGGUGAUUAUAGGCUGGUUCCUUCACUACGGCAAGCUCUACGAGAGGAUGGAUGGGCCGAUAUUUAUGAGUCACUGUUGGGUGUCUUAUUAAAGUUCCACGACUUGGAUUUUGGUUGGGCGUCUAGGCUGGUGCACCACAUGCUCACCUUUCAGAUAGUUUGCAAUCAGAGGUACGAGCUACAGAGCCUGAUUGUUACCACUCCAGUGAGGUUUUCAUUGCAUGAGUUUGAGGAAAUCACCGGACUCAACUGCGGGUACGUGAAUGACUUGGCUCUAGCUGAUCUUGAGAUUUCCGAUGACAUGCGGGUAUUUCGGGAGCAAAUGGGGGUCAAUAUGGAGUUGGGGCCAAGCACAUUUGAAAUAAUUGAAGCUUGUUCCAACUGCUCAUCAUGGUCUCGGGAUGAUAGGCUGCGGUUGAGAUAUCUUGGGAUCUACGCUGGUUUCAUAGUGGCAACGGAAACAAUCUCACCAAAAAAUGCUAACCAUGCCAGACUAGUGGUAGAUCUUGAGGGUUUUAAGGAGUUCCCAUGGGGAAGAAUUGCUUUUAAGCAUCUGAUAAAGUCUGUCAAGGAGAAAGAUCUCAGCAAAAAUAUUAAUAUAGAAGGAUUUGUGCAAGCUCUUCAAGUAUGGGUAUACUAUGCUCUUCCGGAUUUUGCUGCUGAAUUUGGCGAGCCAUUGCCAAAUGAUCCAAACCCUCUUCUGUCAUACAAAGGAUCAAGAGGACGAAAGAACGUCAAAGCCAACAUGCUAAAACAUUGCUGCGUGGCUAAGGACUUGGCGGAUAUGUUUCCAGUUUGGGAUGAUGAGCAACAUCAUCCGAAAAUUUUCAAGGUUGUCAAUGCAAUCCAUGACCCACAAUUCAACUGUGAAAAGCAGAUCAAACUUCUCAGCGAUAAGGUAGAAGCAGUAGAGCACGCAGUAGAGGAGUUGACAACAGGGACGGCUAAGCACACUGACGAAGAGGUUAAAGACAAUGUAGAGCCGAGCUAG